GGAGGAUGAGUUUAUAACAUAUACUGAAAGGAGGAGGCAUCUUUGAGUGGGACGACCACGCCCCGGUCCGGCCGUGCAAGUGCAGCAGGCUAAGCUAGCUUGGACUCUGUACAUCCGGGCAAUUUGCGCCGUUGACAACCCUGCGAAGAUGGCGACUACUGGGAGGAGUGCAUUAUUAUCCUCCACCUUAACUGGAUCAAAGAGCGCACUGGAGAGCUGCAACGCGGAGGAGGAUGACGGGCAGAACUUGUGGUCGACAAUCCUGAGCGAAGUGUCAACCCAUUCAAGAUCAAAACUACCGUCUGGCAAAAAUGUCCUGGUGAUGGGAGAGGUUGGCUCAGGGAAGACCACCUUGGUUGCCAAACUACAAGGAGUUGAAGAGUACAUGAAAGGGCGAGGCCUAGAAUACCUCUACAUCAGUGUCCAUGAUGACGACAUUGAUGACCACACAAGGUGUAAUGCCUGGGUGUUAGACGGAGACCUUUACCACAAAGGUCUACAGGGAGUAGCGGUACCGGUGGAUGCAAUCAGCAACACGUUGCUGCUGAUAACGGUUGACAUGUCGCGGCCAUGGAACGCCCUGGACUCGCUCCAGAAGUGGGCCGCCGUCGCUAGGGAACACGUCGACAAACUGCGGGUCCCCCCGGAAACGCUGCGGGAGCUGGAGCACAGACUUGUAAAGCAGUUCCAGGAGUACACAGAGCCCGGCAGUGGGGAGGAUGGCACCCCACAGAGGAGAGGCGAUGAGGAGGAGAGUGUGUUGCUGCCAUUAGGAGACAACACACUCACACACAACCUGGGCAUACCAAUGGUAGUGGUCUGCACCAAGUGUGAUGCCAUCAGCACUUUGGAGAAGGAGCACGACUACAGAGACGAACACCUGGACUUUAUCCAGUCUUAUAUCAGACAGUUUUGUCUGCAGUAUGGAGCGUCUCUUAUUUACACAUCAGUGAAGGAGAUGAAGAACCUGGAUGUGCUAUAUAAAUAUCUGGUCCACAGACUUUACGGCUUUCCGUUCCAUUGCCCUGCACAAGUGGUGGAAAGAGAUGCAGUCUUCAUUCCCUCAGGUUGGGACAAUGAAAAGAAGAUUGCAAUACUUCAUGAGAACUUCCAGACAAUAAAGGCAGAUGACGGGUUUGAGGAUGUAAUUGUCAAACCACCAGUCAGAAAGGUUGUACAUGAAAAAGAAAUUCAAGCUGAAGAUGACCAAGUCUUUCUGGUCAAACUACAGUCACUGCUUGCCAAACAGCCUGCUGUUACCGUAGGCCGACCUGUGGACACAACAACCAGAGCACCCACUGGUUCCCCUAGGACGAGCAAUCGUUCAGCAGCGGCCAAUGUCACCAACGCCAUGCCGCAGUCGGGUCAACCCAAUGAGGGUGUCUUGGCCAACUUCUUCAACAGUCUACUGACAAAGAAAGCAGGGACGGGAGGACCUGGGACGCCGGGUGGCGGGAACAACACUCCAGGGACCGUACGCAAGUCAGGCUCCAAGCUGGGCCUGAGUGAUGUGCAGGCAGAGCUGGACCGCAUAUCCAACCGGGAGACGGACUUGGACUUGCCCAAUGCCAAUGAGACCCCUGCCACUGAUGGCCAAGACACAUGAAUACCAACACUCUUCAUCCCCCCUGCUCUUCUUCUUUCGUCCUGCACCUCAGUCACCCUCCGCCUCUUUUGCCCUCCCUCCCUCUGCUCUGUCACACGGCUAUGCAAGGGAACAACGAGGGAAGUAGGGGAAAAGAAAAGGUGGAUACCUAGUUUUCUCUCCCUGUUAUCUUUCAUCUUCCACAAGGAGAGUUCUUCUCUUCCCCUCAUGCCUUCAUCCAAAACCUGCCCCCAUCCUUCCAAUCCCACCUACCUUUUUCUUUCCUGGCUGUUACACUGAGGAUUUGUCACUGUUGCAUACAAGAGUGGGUAUGAGGGACCAAUGUGGGAGGUGUAGGCUGGAAUGAUGUUUGUGAAUAUCUGCAUCGCAAGGGUGGAAGCGGAAGGUGUUUUAUCCAUCCAUCCAUCUAUUAAUUGUGAUGGUUCUGUUACAUGUUUUUUUUUUAAUGCUAGAAACUGCUGAAGGACACAUGUUGAAGAAACUGCACUUAGAUACGCUGGAUGUUUGGCCAAUGGUUUAAGGUGGAGGAAGAGAUUCAGAACAAAAAAAUGUAUGCCUGAAACAAUAGUAUUUUUUUUUUUUUAAGAAGGGACAAACAUACUUGUGUGUGUGCGUGUGAAUGUGUGUGUAUGAGAGAAUGAGACUGAAAAUGAAGGAUGUCAGUGCAACCUUUGUGUAUGUUGAAAGGAUUUCUGGCUAUUUACAAACCAAAAAGCAAAAAAUGUGACUAUGCUUUUGACACUACACUCUUUGAAAUACACUAUCCCACAGACUAAACAUGAAAAUAUGGCAGACCUCACUGUCUAGCACACUUGACGUUUGGCCAAACUCCCCUCAAGAUACAUAGCGCUCACACAGGCAGCGCACCGCAUUAGGCGGGUGAGCUUUACUUGUACAUAACGACACAACACUGAUUCCAUACUUGCUGCGGGCAGGGGGUCAAAGUAUGAUGGGGUCAUAUCAAGAAUGUACAGCCAUUGUCUCGCUGAUUGGUCCUGUUAUUUCAGAGCUCUGUGUUGGCGUUUGUAUAAUCAGAUCUGUUAAUCAGUCAAAUAAAAGGUGUAUUUA
Messenger RNA from Dunckerocampus dactyliophorus (ringed pipefish), 2674 nucleotides. RefSeq names its product dynein, cytoplasmic 1, light intermediate chain 1 (gene dync1li1). Gene Ontology annotation, biological process: microtubule cytoskeleton organization; microtubule-based movement. Gene Ontology annotation, molecular function: dynein heavy chain binding. The transcript has 13 exons. Gene Ontology annotation, cellular component: centrosome; cytoplasmic dynein complex. Bases 149 to 1606 code for a protein of 485 amino acids. The record is from RefSeq and is a predicted model, not a curated record. Lineage: Eukaryota; Metazoa; Chordata; Actinopteri; Syngnathiformes; Syngnathidae.